This is a messenger RNA of Ornithodoros turicata, 465 nucleotides long. RefSeq names its product protein GVQW3-like. Lineage: Eukaryota; Metazoa; Arthropoda; Arachnida; Ixodida; Argasidae. The record is from RefSeq and is a predicted model, not a curated record. The coding region runs from base 1 to 465 and encodes 154 amino acids. The transcript has a single exon.
AUGAAGGCGAAGUUUCUCGUGAAUGAAGGCGUAAAGUCAUCUGAAAUUCACAGAAGACUUCAGGCCCAGUAUGGCCAAGAUACACUUAGCCGCAGCAAAGCGUUUGAGUGGUGCAAUCGGUUCCGAGACGGCCGUACAUCAGUGCAGGGCGAUCCAGGCCGGGACGGCUCAGAGCCCAGUCUCAGAGUUCCUGAGAACAUUCUACUUGUGGAGCGCCUGAUCCUCAAAGACCGACGGAUAACAUGUCUCCAACUGACUCGAAAGAUGGACCUAUCUGUGGGAACGUUGAACACUACCAUUCAUGAACACCUCCAGUCUCGGAAAGUUAGUGCCCGUUGGGUCCCGAGGCAGCUGUUUGUGUUUGACUGGCAGAGAAGACUGGAAAUCUCCCAAGAGCUAAGGUACCGUUUCGACACUGAAGGACAGCCGUUCCUUGAUCGGAUCAUCACGAGCGAUGAAAAGUGA